Chrysemys picta bellii (western painted turtle) is the source of this 1574-nucleotide messenger RNA. Its product is annotated as cytochrome c oxidase assembly protein COX20, mitochondrial. Gene Ontology annotation, biological process: mitochondrial respiratory chain complex IV assembly. NCBI's taxonomy places the organism in Eukaryota, Metazoa, Chordata, Testudines, Emydidae. Gene Ontology annotation, cellular component: mitochondrial inner membrane; mitochondrion. The record is from RefSeq and is a predicted model, not a curated record.
CCCCGCGCUGCUCCGUGACCCAUUUCAGUGAACAAAGGAUUUUGCUGGAAUCUCUCAGCGCUAUACCUAAAAUGGCGCCCGGCGCGCUCAUCUCGGCCACCAUAGAGAUGAGGCGGGGCGGGCGGCUAGAGCGGCGCCGCUGGCACUUUUCUCUCGUACAGUACUUUACACACGGCCCGGCUCUGCCUCACUGGUAGCGUGAGGCGGGCGCUGUGAGCAGCGGCAUGGCGGGGGAGGGCGAGCCCGACUCGGAGAAGACCUUUAAGUUACUAGGAAUCCUUGAUGUCCAAAAUAUUCCCUGUUCACGAGAGUCAAUACUCUAUGGGUCACUGGGUUCUCUAGUUGUGGGCCUUGGACAUUUUUUAGCAACCAGUAGAGUUAGAAGAUCUUUUGACUUUGGAAUGGGAGGUUUUGUUUUGACAACCUUAGGAUGCUGGAUAUAUUGCAGAUAUAAUCAUGCAAAACUAAGGAUCCAGCAAAGAAUUAUUCAAGAAGGGAUGAGAAACAAGAUCUUAUAUGAAAGUAGUGAUUUUGAUCCAGAAAGAAAACAAAACAGCAAUCUAGGAAGCAAAUCUUAGUUUAUCACAGAGCAACCCAAUGGUCAAAUACAACCUGUGGGGUAUUAAAAUGGAAGUGCAAAGGCACACUCUGCCUGUAAGUGUGGGAUGAGAACAAAACUGAUAACCCACACAAUCUUUUUCCUACUGGACUCAAACAAACUACUCACUCUGUUAAAGAAGAUCCUAACAUGUUAAGGUUGUGUAUAGAUUUAAAAGUUGUGUACAUUUAUAUGCAAAUCAGGGAUGGCCUUCCAGUUUCUGGCCCAUUGUGUUUGAAAAUGAUAAAUUUAAUUGCUGAGGAUUAAUAAUGUUUCAGAAUUGUUUAGAACAAUGGUGUGUAGCUCUUCUAAAAUGACUAGAAGUUUUGGCUUCAUUUUACAAUAAAAGAAAAAAUUAAUCCAGGCUAUAAUUAUUUUUCCAUAUCUAAACAAGACCUUUAUACAUUAUUUAAAAUUAAAUUCAAUGUAUAUCUCUAUGCUGUUUAAUGUGGAAAAAUUAUUCCUACUAAUUAUUAUAAUAAAAGGAAUAUUUAUCUAGUUGACUGAAACAAAAUGAAUAAUGUAAAGAUCCCUCUUAUCUCUGUGAAACAUACAGUAUAAUGGGCAACUUCUACUAGUGAUGUUGGCUAGUUAAGACCGUUAAUAGACAUGUUUAAAUUGAGGAUAAAAAUGGGAUGUUCUUUACUAUUUGAAACUAAAAAUGAAAUAAUUUACUAAUAAAUUUUCAAGAGGGCUAUUUGCUACUCUUUUGUACCUUAUGUUUGGGAUACUUUAUCUCAUAAGUCCCGGUCUUCCAAUUAGAGCACUUCUCUUCAGUAGCCUGUACUAUUUACAGUUUAAUAAUUGGGUAGAGCGGUACCUGGUUGCCUUGAUUAGUUACAUAAACCACUGCUGGAUUGAUAUUUUAUUUUGAAAUGUGCAUAAUAUAUUGUAAAAUUGGUGUUUUGAAACUGUACCCUAAAUUUAUCAUUUCUGUAUUUGUCAUAAAAAUUUAAAUAAAUGUAUUUAAAAAACA